AUGGUAAAAAGGGGGCAAAGUGCAAAUUCAGAGGGCUGUCACUCGGAAUCUCGAGCUGUCGCGCAUCCGUCUGUAUUCCGUCGGCGCCACCUGCCGCAGAUGCACGGCCCUGAACCAUGCGCGUUCAUUGAUUGGUCGCAGGUCGUUACACCGUCAAGAGAGCAGGUUCUGGCGGCUAAAAAAACGUUAUACAUACGCGUUCGGAAUUUGAAACACCGUUUUGAGACGUUCAAAUCGAUGCCGGCCGGCCUUUGCGUGCGUGGACGAACGACUAUCGGCGUGUCGUCGCUAAGCUAUGGAGUUGCGAGGCAGUUUCGCUCGCGAGGGGGCGGCGCGUCGCAUAAACCCGUAUUACAAUACGUUAAAUCGCCUCCAGCCCUCGCCGACUGCAGUCGCAGCGUGGCCCGUACUCCACUGCGACAUCCUCGAGUACUCACU
This is a messenger RNA of Iphiclides podalirius (scarce swallowtail), 438 nucleotides long. The record is from the annotation of a GenBank genome assembly. NCBI's taxonomy places the organism in Eukaryota, Metazoa, Arthropoda, Insecta, Lepidoptera, Papilionidae.